CAGACAGUGGUCCCGUUCUGUCGAGUGGCACACAGGGCUCUGUGAGGUACGAGAGAAGGAGGCACGGAAAGAAGAGAGAGAGAGACGGAGCCCUCGGGAACUAUUCAAUCAGAAAUAAACAAAAACACACUUCUCUUCAUGGACUGUAAAAUUAAAAGAUUAAUUAUCAUUUGCUUGGAUUGGAAGAAUCAACACAUGCGAUUCUGACGGACGACCUGAAUAACGGAGUUCACUUUUUUUGGGGAUUUUGGUAGACACUCCGAAAUAAUAUAUUUUUGAGGUUCAAGCAACAUUUUCGAAAUAUCGCUGAGAAGGAACAACAAUCCCCUAGCCAGUCUUCAAGAUGGAGGAGGAACAGUGCUUCUACAAUGAGUCCAUUGCCUUCUUCUACAACCACAGUGGAAAGUACCUGGCUACAGAGUGGAAUACCGUCAGUAAGCUGGUGAUGGGGCUGGGUAUCACAGUAUGUAUCUUCAUCAUGCUGGCUAACUUGCUGGUCAUGGUGGCUAUAUACGUCAACCGCCGCUUCCACUUCCCUAUUUACUACCUGAUGGCCAACCUGGCGGCCGCGGACUUCUUUGCCGGUCUGGCGUACUUCUACCUGAUGUUCAACACGGGCCCGAACACGCGGCGCCUCACGGUCUCCACGUGGCUGCUCCGACAGGGUCUCAUCGACACGUCCCUCACGGCGUCCGUGUGUAACCUCCUCGCCAUCGCCAUCGAGCGCCACAUCACCGUUUUCCGCAUGCAGCUACACACGCGCAUGUCCAACCGGCGUGUGGUGGUGGUGAUUGUAGUCAUCUGGACAUUGUCUAUCGUCAUGGGAGCCAUCCCGUCGGUAGGGUGGAACUGUAUCUGUGACAUCGGCACGUGUUCUAGCAUGGCUCCGCUGUACUGUAACUCCUACCUGGUGUUCUGGGCCGUAUUCAACCUGGUCACCUUCCUGGUCAUGGUGGUGCUGUACGCUCACAUCUUUAUGUACGUGAGACAGAGGACCAUGAGGAUGAGCAGACACAGCUCUGGGCCACGCAGGAACAGAGACACCAUGAUGAGUCUGCUGAAGACUGUCGUCAUCGUAUUGGGUGCGUUCAUCGUGUGCUGGACUCCAGGCCUCGUUCUCCUCCUCCUCGAUGUGUUCUGUGCCAACUGUAACGUCCUGGACUUUGAGAAGUUCUUCCUGCUUCUGGCUGAGUUUAACUCUGCUAUGAACCCCAUCAUCUACAGCUACCGGGACAAGGAGAUGAGCGCCACCUUCAAGCAGAUCCUGUGCUGUCAGCGCCAGGAGAACGUUAACGGGACGGCAGCCGAGGGCUCCGACCGCUCAGCCUCCUCUAUCAAUCACACCGUGCUGAGUGGGGGGAAACAAAACAAUGAUCACUCAGUGGUGUGAGAGGAGGAGAGGAGGACAGGAGAGGGACUGGGGCUGGAGACAGGAGGAGAGGGACUGGGGCUGGAGGUGGAGAUAGGAGAGGGGCAGGAGAGGAGAGGACAGGGGAGGAACUGGGACUGGAAACAGGAGAGGAUA
Oncorhynchus mykiss (rainbow trout) is the source of this 1525-nucleotide messenger RNA. Its product is annotated as lysophosphatidic acid receptor 1. Gene Ontology annotation, biological process: G protein-coupled receptor signaling pathway. Lineage: Eukaryota; Metazoa; Chordata; Actinopteri; Salmoniformes; Salmonidae. Gene Ontology annotation, molecular function: lysophosphatidic acid receptor activity. The record is from RefSeq and is a predicted model, not a curated record. Gene Ontology annotation, cellular component: membrane.